This is a messenger RNA of Tauraco erythrolophus (red-crested turaco), 903 nucleotides long. Lineage: Eukaryota; Metazoa; Chordata; Aves; Musophagiformes; Musophagidae. The record is from RefSeq and is a predicted model, not a curated record.
AUCGGUCAAGUUCUGCCGGAUGCAACGACAACAGCGUUUGAGUAUGAAGAUGAGGAUGGCGAUCGGAUUACCGUUAGAAGCGACGAAGAAAUGAAAGCCAUGCUGUCCUAUUAUUACUCCACUGUAAUGGAACAGCAAGUAAAUGGACAGUUAAUAGAGCCUCUACAGAUAUAUCCAAGAGCCUGCAAACCUCCUGGGAAACGGAACAUACAUGGCCUGAAGGUAAAUACUCGAGCGGGGUCUGCUAAUAAUAGCAGUUCGGCCGUCUCGGAUUCCCUUCCAAGCAAUAGCUUAAAAAAGUCUUCUGCAGAGCUGAAGAAGAUACUUGCAAACGGGCAGAUGAAUGAACAAGACAUACGGUAUCGAGACAUCCUCGGUCAUGGCAAUGGAGGCACAGUCUACAAGGCAUAUCAUGUCCCUAGUGGAAAAAUACUAGCAGUGAAGGUCAUACCCUUAGAUAUAACACUGGAACUCCAGAAGCAGAUAAUGUCGGAGUUAGAAAUUCUUUAUAAGUGUGACUCAUCAUAUAUCAUAGGAUUUUACGGUGCUUUUUUUGUAGAAAACAGAAUUUCGUUGUGUACAGAGUUCAUGGACGGGGGUUCUUUGGAUGUUUAUAGAAAAAUUCCAGAACACGUACUCGGAAGAAUAGCAGUAGCUGUUGUGAAAGGCCUUACCUAUUUGUGGAGUCUAAAGAUUUUACACAGAGAUGUGAAGCCGUCUAACAUGCUGGUGAACACGCGCGGCCAGGUGAAGCUGUGCGACUUUGGGGUUAGCACGCAGCUGGUGAAUUCUAUAGCCAAGACGUAUGUUGGAACAAAUGCUUAUAUGGCGCCUGAGCGGAUUUCAGGAGAGCAGUAUGGAAUUCAUUCGGAUGUUUGGAGCCUGGGGAUUUCCUUCAUGGAG